Molecule: messenger RNA, 1048 nt
Organism: Folsomia candida
Lineage: Eukaryota; Metazoa; Arthropoda; Collembola; Entomobryomorpha; Isotomidae
Exons: 5
Coding region: 338-943 (201 amino acids)
Source: RefSeq, a predicted model, not a curated record
UCCUUAAAUGUUCCACGCAUUGACAGAAGUAGCAUCAUAAGAAUUUGUGUAUAUAUGACACGAUUAAUCGCAUUUCUGAGCCACAAUAAUACUAUUUUGCACUUAAAUUGUACGUCUUACAGUAAAUAAGUGCAUGCAUGAUUGAUACUAAAAAUUUACCACCACUUCCUUUCGUGAUAUUUGUGGUUAGUUCUCUUUUCCUAGUUUAUUCAAGAUAUUAGUAUGUUAAAGUUGAUUAUGGUAGCAUGGAUGUUUUCUAAUGGAAACUUGUCAGAUUAAAAAAUAGCGAGGUUUGGAACAAUGGAGAUUUAAACAAAGUGAAAGUACUAAAGUACAAAUGGAGAAAGUAGACGCGGUCCCGGGUAACGCCCCGGGAACAAGUGCCAGUUCCAAUGCUUUAGAAAUUACAGUAGCACCACCCUCAACUCCGCACCCAUCCCCAGUUCCACGACCACGAAGAGAACAAAGUGCGAAGGACUCGAGAUGCUGCUUUCACUUUGCAAAAUUUGAAACAUUCAUUUACAUCGUGGGAGUAUUUGGGAUUGUAAUGGGAAUUGCAAAAAUUGUUGUGAUUGCGCUCCAUAUUUCAAAACUUUACGAUCACUACGAAGAUAGUGCGACCUACUACAUGUGUGGAAUUGGCAUAUUUCUGUCCGCCAUAGUUGUGGCUUGGGAAGUCCCCCUGUUAUAUUUCGUUCGUACCAGAAAGCUAGUGGGACUUCAGCAAUAUAUGUUUGCCAUGAUGCUUCAUUUUCUGGGGUCAUGUAUCCUUGCCGUAGUCACUGGCGCUUAUUAUCAAAGGGAUGGCCUUUUUUUGUCAAUGUCCUUCAUCGCCGACAUCAUCAGGGUUCCACCUCAAAUGCUGUUUGUCCACAAAUUUAUCAAAGCAGAAAAAUUGAACGAAGACUCUCACUUUGUCGCGGCGUACUAUAAAAAGUUCUAGGUAGUGCACAUCGCUGUACAAUUGCGUAAAAUAUUGAGUUCGUUAGUUUGGUUUUAUAUUUGAAUUAAAAUAUAUUGAAAAUAUACUAACACAUGCUCGCACGUA